AUGUCAAUCUCCAUACAGAUUUUCCAAACCGGCUCUGUCCGUAUACGGCCAACAGCAUACACACAACCCUCGCACCACUCAGUCAUCCGUCGACGAGCCAAAUUCCUUACUGACCGAACAUGGAUGCCAGAACCCAUACCAGUGUACACCUUCCUAAUAAACCAUCCAGAAGGACCUAUACUCUUCGACACGGGCAUGUCCCCAAAAUGCAAAAGCUCAAAGUACUUCCCCAUUUGGGCGCCAACCAUAAAAAUGACCAGCGAAAUCAACAUCGAGCCUGAAGAUUGUGUUGUAAAGCAACUACAAGAAAAGGGCAUCAAGCCAAAAGACCUCAAGGCGGUGGUGAUAAGUCACGUCCAUCAUGACCACACAGGUGGUCUAGCAGAUCUAUUUGAAGCCCCAAUUUUCAUGUCCAAAGAACAUUGGAAAGCAUUUUCCCGACCCGUCUACGCAUCCAUAGAAGGCUGCGCACCCUCCCACUGGCCCAAGAAAUUCGUCCCGACCUUUCUUGAAGCCAUAGGCGGACCCAUCGGACCCUUCCCACACUCCUAUCCUCUCACAGAAGAUGGAAAGGUCGUGGCUGUAGACACGCCAGGUCAUGUCACGGGUCACAUCAGCGUCAUCGUGUUUGCGGAGGAUACGACCUAUUUCCUGACCGGUGAUGCGACGUAUAGUCUUGAUCUGCUGGAUCGCGAGGAGACGGAUGGGGUGAAUGAUGAUCCGAAGAAGGCGGUGGAGACGAUGAGGAAGAUUAAGCAGUUCGCGAGGGAGAGGGAGGUGGUUGUUUUAGUGAGUCAUGAUUGGAAGAGUGUGGAGAGGCUGGAGGGGAAGGUUGUUUUCAGGCCGUCUGAUGUGUGA
Messenger RNA from Glarea lozoyensis ATCC 20868, 858 nucleotides. Its product is annotated as Metallo-hydrolase/oxidoreductase. The record is from RefSeq and is a predicted model, not a curated record. The transcript has a single exon. NCBI's taxonomy places the organism in Eukaryota, Fungi, Ascomycota, Leotiomycetes, Helotiales, Helotiaceae. Bases 1 to 858 code for a protein of 285 amino acids.